CCCCCGGCCCCCCCUCGGCCGGGCAGCCCCCAAUCCCGCGCCGCCGGGACCCCCUCCUCCUCCCUCCCUCUUCCCUCCGCCCCCUCCCCGCGGGACUCCGGCGUCCCCGCCCCCCAGUCCUCCCUCCCCUCCCCUCCAGCAUGGUGCUCGCGGCCCCGCUGCUGCUGGGCUUCCUGCUCCUCGCCCUGGAGCUGCGGCCCCGGGGGGAGGCGGCCGAGGGCCCCGCGGCGGCGGCGGCGGCGGCGGCGGCGGCGGCGGCGGCGGCGGCGGCCGGGGCCGGGGGGGAGCGCUCGAGCCGGCCGGCCCCGUCCGUGGCGCCGGAGCCGGACGGCUGCCCCGUGUGCGUGUGGCGGCAGCACAGCCGCGAGCUGCGCCUGGAGAGCAUCAAGUCGCAGAUCCUGAGCAAGCUGCGGCUCAAGGAGGCGCCCAACAUCAGCCGCGAGGUGGUGAAGCAGCUGCUGCCCAAGGCGCCGCCGCUGCAGCAGAUCCUGGACCUGCACGACUUCCAGGGCGACGCGCUGCAGCCCGAGGACUUCCUGGAGGAGGACGAGUACCACGCCACCACUGAGACCGUCAUUAGCAUGGCCCAGGAGACCGACCCUGCGGUGCAGACAGAUGGCAGCCCUCUCUGCUGCCAUUUCCACUUCAGCCCCAAGGUGAUGUUCACAAAGGUACUGAAGGCCCAGCUGUGGGUGUACCUGCGGCCAGUGCCCCGCCCAGCCACGGUCUACCUACAGAUCUUGCGACUGAAACCCCUGACUGGGGAAGGGACCGCAGGGGUAGGGGGAGGAGGACGUCGGCACAUCCGUAUCCGCUCACUCAAGAUUGAGUUGCACUCGCGCUCCGGCCACUGGCAGAGCAUCGACUUCAAGCAAGUGCUCCACAGUUGGUUCCGCCAGCCGCAGAGCAACUGGGGCAUCGAGAUCAACGCCUUUGAUCCCAGUGGCACAGACCUGGCUGUCACCUCCCUGGGGCCAGGAGCUGAGGGGCUGCACCCUUUCAUGGAGCUUCGAGUCCUAGAGAACACAAAACGGUCCCGGCGGAACCUGGGCCUGGACUGUGAUGAGCACUCCAGUGAGUCCCGCUGCUGCCGAUACCCCCUCACGGUGGACUUUGAGGCUUUCGGCUGGGACUGGAUCAUCGCACCUAAGCGCUACAAGGCCAACUACUGCUCUGGCCAGUGCGAGUACAUGUUCAUGCAAAAGUAUCCGCACACCCAUUUGGUGCAACAGGCCAACCCAAGAGGCUCUGCUGGGCCCUGCUGUACCCCCACCAAGAUGUCCCCAAUCAACAUGCUCUACUUCAAUGACAAGCAGCAGAUUAUCUACGGCAAGAUCCCUGGCAUGGUGGUGGAUCGCUGUGGCUGCUCCUAAGGUGGGGGACAGUGGAUGCCUCCCCCACAGACCCUACCCUGAGACCCCCAGCCCUGGCCCCCAUUCCCCCCAAGCCCUACAGCUCCCUCCACCUCUCCCCAUGAACAUCACACCUUGUUCCCUGACCAAGCAGUGUGCAAUACAACAGAGGGAGGCAGGUGGGGAUUGAGAGGUGAGGGGUCUGGGGAAAGGGGAAGGAAGGGCAUGGUCAGGGUGGGGAGCGUCUGAGGUUUGCAGGUGAGAAGGUUUGGCAAGAAGACAGAGAGGUAUAAGAGACAGGUAUAGAGAUGGUGGAACAAAAAGAGCCGCAGGGAGAAGGCAAAGGGAUAGAGAGGCAGAAGAGACAGAGACUAGGCAGAGACAAACACUGAGAGAGACCGAAACGGAGGAAUAAAGGAAAGCCCCACACCGAGCCUCCUUCCUUCCACUGGCAAGGUGAGGGGCUUGGUAUGGUCUGGGGAGAUCCCCCAACUACUCAGUAGGAGAGGAAAUCAAAAAUCCAUUCUUAGCUUCUCCCUUCUUUCCCUUCAUCAGUGGCCAGGGGAAGGGAAGUGAGGGCAGGGGCAAAAGUUAAGGAUUUGGGAAUUUAUUUAUUUAUUUAUUAUGACUUUACAUUUUUCUUUUGGUAUUUGGCUUUACUGGAAUAGGAGGACCCCUGCCCAGUGCCCCAUUUUUCCUUUAUUUCCCGAACCCUGCACUCCCCUAACACCCACCCGCUUAAGCACUUGUAUAAAGCCUCCAGGGUUGGGAGUGGGAGUAAAGGGCAGGAGGACUGGCACGUGGAAGUUUUUAACCUGCAAUCACCCUAACUCAACCUUCCUGAGCCAAACGGGUUGAACUGAAGCCACUGGUCACAGAAACAGUAAAAGGUUAGGGUUUAUGAGCUGGGGUGGGGGGAGCCCUCGAUAUCCAGGAUCAGUAUGAUGAGAGCCACUGAACUAACCCUUAGGCCCACCCUCAUGUGUUAUUUAGCCAAAGGGUGCCGCCUGCUUAUGCCCAAAUUCCCCUCAGCCAAGAGAGACCAAAGAGCCUGUGGAAUGCCCCUGCCCCAGCCGCCACUUUCAGGUCAAAAAAACAAAAAAAGGGUAUAAAGACCCCAGAGUCCCCCAGGUCUAGCAAAGGUUCAGAGGGGCCGAGAAGGCAAAAGUAUGGAGGCUGAAGGUUGCAGGGCAUCUGAAUCCAAAUCACUGCUCUGGGCUAGGGAACAGAGCCAGCAGACCAAGGUAGAAGGGAUUCCGGAGCGGGGGGCAUUUUAGUCCCCCAACCCCAAAGCUCAGGGUGGAAAGAGGGAGAGCAAGAGAACAGAGUGUCUAUAAUUAUUUUUAUCUUUUAUUUUUGGAAUCUAGCAGUCCCUGGCAGCAGGGAAGGGACCACGCAGUGGGGAAAUGUGCCUGACAAGGCCAGUUAGAGCAGAGGACGGGAGGGCUAGGAAGCAGGCAGAUACCGGCUGCCACUUCAAGUCACUUAGCUGAGCCCAUUCGCUCCUCCCACAACCCUGACCACCCUCCUCUGGACGCACUGUGCCUCAGCUUCUUCCCCUCAAUGGAGUGAGAAAUAGCAGCACCCGCCACAGCCAAGAGAUGAAUUCUGAGCACUUACCACGGGCACUUUAUGGACAUAAAAUACCUCUCGCUGUGGGACAGAUAACCAGGGCACCAGAGUAGUGGUGAAGAGAUGAGGCUAGAGGAGCACAGGCUUCAGAGUGCAAGUUCCCCUCUGCCUCCCAGCUGGACAGUGCCUGAAGCCGAGGAGCUGAGAAUCUCCACACCGCAUCCACACCUUACCACCAGCCUCUGGGCUCCAAGAGAGAACCAAGAGGCUGUCAGGAGGAGAUGGGAAGAACUUUCCACAAGACUGUCACUCUAAGUAGGACCAGCAGUUAUGGGUCUGAUACAAACAGUACUGAACUGAAGUACAGCCUGUAGCUGGUAAGCGUCCCUGGAAGGCUUGUUCUUCCCAAGAGCACGACUCUCACUUGGCCAAGAUGGUAAGCUUUAGCAUCUUAUUCCUAUUCUCACAGUGAGAAAGUGAUGUGAAGUUUUCCAGCAGAGGAACGGAUAGCUGUUAAGCUUUUCUACUCACCUCCUCCCAUACAGCAGCUAUGUUAACCCCAAGUUUCUCCUCUCUGGCCCUGCUCACCCUUCUGCCCCGAUCUUGGAGAACAACACACACUGACCAGCAACACCGUUUUCCCUUGGUGGAGGGAGAAGAACAGAGAAGUGAAGAACAGAAGACGCUUCCAAGUUCAAAUGCCUCUUGUGCUUGGCACGGGGUGGGAGUUGGGCAGCAGGCACCAGGUAACUUCCCUCUACAGAUUCUAGAGAGCUAGGGUAUUGAACUUGGGGGAUACUUAGAACAUUGCCCCUUUAAUACCACCAAAUAAAGACCCUUGGGGGAGUUUCUUUUAUGAACAUA
Oryctolagus cuniculus (rabbit) is the source of this 3788-nucleotide messenger RNA. NCBI's taxonomy places the organism in Eukaryota, Metazoa, Chordata, Mammalia, Lagomorpha, Leporidae. The record is from RefSeq and is a predicted model, not a curated record.